Messenger RNA from Drosophila busckii, 810 nucleotides. Its product is annotated as odorant receptor 88a-like. Gene Ontology annotation, molecular function: odorant binding; olfactory receptor activity. Bases 1 to 810 code for a protein of 269 amino acids. Gene Ontology annotation, biological process: detection of chemical stimulus involved in sensory perception of smell; sensory perception of smell. The record is from RefSeq and is a predicted model, not a curated record. Gene Ontology annotation, cellular component: plasma membrane. NCBI's taxonomy places the organism in Eukaryota, Metazoa, Arthropoda, Insecta, Diptera, Drosophilidae. The transcript has 3 exons.
AUGUACAAGGUGGAUCAGGCGUAUGCUAACUUUCUAAAACGUUAUAGCUACGUUAAAGCCUUUACAAUCCUUGCUCUCACUGGAUUCGCCUGCGCUCCUGUCGUCAUGUAUAUUCUCACCUAUGAAGACCGUCAUGCGCCAAUAUUGCUGGAUCAUCAAAUACUUGGUGGUUGGCUGCCAUUUGAUCUAAGGCAGAAUCAUUAUGUUUAUCCACUAGUCUGGGCCUACGAUGUAAUUUCCACCGUAACUGGCGCUGCUUUCUUCAGCAGCUUCGAUACCAUAUUCAAUGCAGUGCAAGCUCAACUUAUAAUGCAUUACGAUUGCCUCUGCCGCAACAUUAAAGACAUUAAUGUGGCUUACAGUGUUACGUCGAAUGAUGAACAACAGUUCUAUGUGGAGCUAGGAUAUUUAAUUGAACGUCAUCAGCAUCUAAAUGCACUCGUUAAUCACUUUAACACCAUUGUCAGGGGUGCCAUAUUUUCAACUCAUCUUGUGGGCGCCACAUCUAUAUGUUUUCAUCUGUAUUUAAUAACAGAGUCGCAGGAUUUGUUAAUGAUUGGAAAAUACGUUAUUCCCACUUUGGUAUUGGUGGUUUUUACGUUUGAGAUUUGUCUGCGUGGCGCACAGCUAGAGGAGGCCAAUUGGUAUAUGGGAAGCAGAAAAUAUCGCAGGCUUAUAUUAAUGUGGCUUAAAUAUGCGCAACUGACCAAGAAUGUGAAUGCCUAUGGAAUGGUUAAAGUCAAUAUGGUUCAUUUUAGUGAGAUUAUGAAGCUGGCCUACAGACUUUUUGCAUUUCUUAAAUCCAAUUAA